AUGGAAUUCCUCUUUUCUGAACAGCCUACAGCUGUGGGGGCCAUAGGAGAUGUGGAUGCUGGGCAGUAUGGCCUGCAGCAGCAACUUGCAGCCCAACAGCUUGGAGGACUUGGCCAGAGUUUUGCAGCAGGGGGUUUACUGGGAUUCAAUGAGCAGCAGCCUUUUUAUGGGGCUUUUGUAUCUCCUUUCAUGGGGCAGCCAUUUGUGUUUCGGAAUACUGCUGGUGCUGACACUAGUCAAGACCAGGCAAGUCAGCUAUUGAGCCCUUUUGAAAGAUCCCUGGUGAUGAUUACUGAUGAGCAGCCGGAUGCAGUCACAGAUGACAAGAUCGAGUCCAGAAACAAGCGCUCUUUGACAGUUCGCAUAGAGCCCAAUGACCAGCCACAAAUCAAAUUCACCGGAGGCGGGGGCAUGAUCUUACCCAAGAGCCCGAAAGUUCGUGAUUUCCUGAUCCGGCUCUACUUCUUGGCUCAAUCUCUAGCCUGGUCUGAGUCCAGUCAGACUGUUGAGGCGAUAGCGGUUAUAAUUGGGGUCAUCGAAGCCAUACCGACUGUCAUAGCGGUUGUAGUCAUAGUUGUAGUCAUCCUGGUGUGGGAUCCCAAAGGCGUGAAGGAUCCUGUGGACCACACUGCCCUGGUAGCCACCAUAGUGACCUCGGUAGUCGCCGGUGUAGCGGCCAUAGGGGGCAUUGACGAUCCUUACCGUUGGUUGGAAGACCCAGAUUCUGAGGAAACCCAGAAGUUUGUUGAUGCUCAGAAUGCCAUCAGCUUGCCAUAUAUUCACGCUUGUCCAAUUCGAGAUGAUUUGCUGAAAAAAACCACAGAUUUGUGGAAUUUUCCCCGGUUCGGUGUGCCACGUAGAGAAGGAAAUCGCUAUUUUUACUUGCACAACUCUGGUAUUCAAAAUCAAGAGCAGUCAGUGGUUUUGAGCAAGGCAGUCUUAUAG
Molecule: messenger RNA, 945 nt
Organism: Notodromas monacha
Lineage: Eukaryota; Metazoa; Arthropoda; Ostracoda; Podocopida; Cyprididae
Source: the annotation of a GenBank genome assembly